CUCAGAGAGACACGAACGCUCGCACAUUUUGCACGCGGCUGUCUGGCGCGAGUGUUCGAGGAAGGAGACCCGACUUCUGCUCACCAAUAAGAAGAGGACAUAAUCUCUCUCUCCCUCUCUCUCUCUCGAUCCAUCUACAAGACGAGCAAAAUGGCGUCUAGCACCUGCCGAUUCCAUCUGUGCCCAGCUGCGCUAUUGCUCCUGGUGGCCAUGUCAUGUCUAGCAGCCCAUGCCCAAGCUGUCGACUGCAGGAAGUUUGUCUUCGCACCAGUCUGUCGUGGAAUCAUUGCCAAGCGUACGAUCUCUGAAACGCGAUCUUCGCUAAGGCCAGAACCCAGUCCCAGACAGUGGGGACCCCAGUACGCACCUGCAACGGAAGACGAAGACGACGGACUACUACUCGCUCAGUCGUACGAAGAUCCCGCCAGUUUGGAUCCUCGCUCGAGAAAGGAUAUGGUUUUAGUGAGGGCUGGAGGAGACAUUGUACCGGCCUAUGUGUAUGGAAUCUUCGAACGAGGCUUACAGGAAGAGAGAAAAUAACUCUAUCGUUAAGAGAAAGUAAAAAAAAAAUGGACAAAUACACCAAAAAAUAUAAUAGCAGAAAAUAAAAUGAAGUGGAAAUUGUGACUAAUAAAAUUAAGUAAAAUACAAAAACGUUAGUUUGAUGUUACUUUACAUUUCAGGUAUGGCUUGCCCAUCUAAAAUGUGAAAUUUGUGAAUGUUCAGAAAACGAAUAUAAACUAAUAUCAACCAAGGAAAUGAGAUUUCACAGGCAGACACAGUUCAUUUCCAUGCUGUUGUUCAUCAGUGACUAUAAAUUCGGAGGAUUAAUCAUAGUCUGUAGUAGCUACACGUGUGUGACGAACAAGACAUUCUAGCGAAAAAAAUGUAUCUAUUCAUCAAAUGGUGGCUGUUUCUUCCUGAGCUAAUAAAUAACAUAUAAGAACUUUCUGGGUCAGCAUAGGGUGUUACAAAUGACAUCAACUGUCAAUUUAGCCAUCUCCCGCCAAAGAAAUUUAAAAUCAAUAAACACUGCAAUGUUUCACUAUAGUCUGUGUUCCGAGGAAAUAUUCAGUGUGGAAUGUAAUAGAUAUGUUGUUUAUGAGCAAAUAUGAAUAUACAAGUUCUAGUAACUGUUUAUGAAAAAAAAAAUUUUUGUGGUGCAUUGCCUACUCCGAAGCCCUAGUACUAAACAUGACGGAAGCUCCUCGGGGCGCCGUAUUUACGACUAUAGUAGAUUCACAUCAACCGUGCCUCUAAUGUCUAGGCCAGUCCCUUACGACACUCCCGAUUGGCUAUUGAUAAGCCGUUCACAGGGCGGGAAACUCUCAGUCUCUCGAGAGAGUUCACAUAAGCAGGAUGUAUAUUCCACCUCUCCUGAGGGAUACGUCUUUCAAAGGUAUCCCUCAGGGGAGGUGGAACAUACAUCCUCCUAUGUGAACACUCUCGAGAGACUGAGAGUUUCCAGGCCUGUGACUGGCUUAUCUACAGCCAAUCAGGAACGUGUCGUAAGGGACACAGUCUUAGACAUCAGAUGCACGGUUGAUGUGAAUCUACUAUAGCCCCUCGGAAAUCAAAGCAUAAUGUACGCCCAUUUUUAUAUUGUGUGGUCGACGAAUAUAUAUCAAUAAACGAUAUCUAUAGUAUUUAUCACGACGUCCCAAGGAGCUUCCGCCAAGCUUAGUACUAGCGCACCUUGGAGUAGAUGCUACGUGUAUUACAAGCCAAAGUAGCACCGGUUGUUUUUUAACACCUCUUACAAUUACGUUAUAUAUGCUUAUAGAUAAUUACUAAGAAAUGGAAAUUUCUAGACCAUAUCAAAUACGUUUUUAGCAAGGCAUGACUGAAUGUUUUAUUACUUAUUCCACUACGAUGACCUGCAAUAAUUACUUUUGAAACAGCACCUUAAUCGCAGUAUUUGAACACGGUUGCGAACGGCAUUAAAGAUAACCCACCGCCAGUUGCUUUUUUUU
This is a messenger RNA of Macrobrachium nipponense, 1973 nucleotides long. RefSeq names its product abdominal ganglion neuropeptide L11-like. The coding region runs from base 151 to 540 and encodes 129 amino acids. NCBI's taxonomy places the organism in Eukaryota, Metazoa, Arthropoda, Malacostraca, Decapoda, Palaemonidae. The transcript is spliced from 5 exons. The record is from RefSeq and is a predicted model, not a curated record.